AUGGUCCUCAGAGCGACAUACCCAGAUGCCGCCGCGGGAUGGCAGCCUCACCGGGCUACGAUCACUCGGCUCUACCGAGAUGAAGGCCGCUCACUGACGGAAGUCAUGGUGAUCAUGGCAGAAGAGUAUGGCUUGAAAGCAACUACCAAAAUGUACAAAUCCCGCAUUGCGCGGUGGGGUCUUGACAAGAAGAACAAACGCCACGAAGUCAAGGAGAUCCUCUGGCAGCGUGCCAGUAGGCGGUCGCUUGGUAAGAAGUCCGAGUUUGUCCUCCGAGGGCGUAAUGUCGACAUUGCCGAUCUCGAGCGAUACGCCAGACGUGCCGGGUUGGCUUUGUACCCGGACCAUCGUCCGCCUACUGAGCCAGCAGUCGGCCACGACCUCAUCUGUUAUACUCCACCACCGUCACCGCUCUCUUUGGAUCUCAAUCCUCCCACCUCGUUACGCAACAUCGAAUAUUUUCUCCAUUCUUUCAGUGUCUUCGUGGGCGAUUCGCUGCAGUCGGGAUUGUGGAAACUCGGCAAGGAUGUCAUGGGUUUCGCAUGCAUAGUGGGCGCGGAACAUCCGACCAGUUGCCGCGAUCGCUUCGUCCUGUCUAUCGAGAGAGGUGUCAUGAGGUAUAACCUGGGAGACCUAUCGCAGGCUUACCGGCAGUGGCGCACAGCGGGUCGUGAACUGCAAUCCGUCGUCGAGUCUCGAAGACCGUCCCAACUACUUUGCCUGGUCGAGCUUGUGGCGUACCUGGCGAAAUGCGAGGACGCGGUCGCUAAUCAGCUUCUAAGGUACCUCGGCGAUCUGGUCAGCGAGCAUGGCGAUAGUGAUGCUCGCUUGGCAGUGCUCCAAAGUCUGAGCGGCCUCCAGGCUGAAGACCUGGCCGGCCUGGCCCAGGCGUCGCACGACUGCUCUCGCGACGCCUUUUCCGGCCAUUUCAACCGGCAGGCUUUCUUUCUUCUGGACUCCGAGACCAUCUUGAUGCAGUCAAACCAUGGCGCGGCCGAGUACAGCCCACAACUGAGUAACCUCAUUUUGGGGUGGGAGACUUAUGAUGUCGAGGCGCUCCGGGCAGCCAGAAGUGUGAUGGAGAUCCUCAUGGCGGCCGAACGAUACAAGGAAGCCGAGCACAUCACAUGGAUCCAUAUCCAGCGGAUGCACGAGAUGCAGUACGACGGUGUGUUGGGGGGUGCCUUUUCUCACGCCUACAGCUACCUGAGCCACCUGUACCUCAUGACCCAGGACUACGAAAAGGCCUACUAUUGCACGCUCCUGAAAGUUGACAACUACUUCAAGGUGCUAGCAUAUCGGACAGACCUCCCCGAAGAUUUCAUCUUGUCAUCGUUUGACCUGCUGGCGUCACUAGCGAUAAAGCUCGGAAUGGACGAGGAAGCAGAGAAGUGGCGGCGGAAAUCCACGACCCUCAAAGCUCACACUGACGCAUUGGCGGAAAUGGAGCUCUCAUGCCUGCAGUCCCGGGCGCAAGCGAGCCAAGGGGUCCAUAGCCCCGGCAUCGACUUCCCGAGGCGGCAAAACGAGACCUCGCCUUCUGCUACGCAAGAAGUCCUGUCAGGAUUCCCGGUGAACAACUUCUGCCACAGCUCAGCCACGCCAGUCCGGCCACAUCCCGACCUGCUCCUUUCCUAUGCACAGAAGCGACCCAAAUGGUGCGCCCCCCCAUCCUAUAACGCUGCCAACGACGGAAAUGAACUGUUGCCUUCAAACACAUACAGCACAUCUCUCGUACAUCUCUGGGUGUAG
Molecule: messenger RNA, 1752 nt
Organism: Cladophialophora carrionii CBS 160.54
Lineage: Eukaryota; Fungi; Ascomycota; Eurotiomycetes; Chaetothyriales; Herpotrichiellaceae
Exons: 3
Coding region: 1-1752 (583 amino acids)
Source: RefSeq, a predicted model, not a curated record